CCGGCCCUCAGGGAGAGGUGCCGGGUCUAAGGACCUGGAGACCCUCCAAGCCCAUUCGCCCCAGAGACAUUCCAGGAACCUCCCCUCCAGUCCCAGCUGCGCUCCAGCCUCAGGUGCCGCCCGCCAGCUUCCGCCCUCGACAGCGGGCGUGGGAGCCGCCGUGGGUCGGGCGCGGCCUCUUUCCCUAGCUCCCGCCCCCGGCACGUCUCCAGCGGGCUCAGAGCUCGGCGAGGCGCUGGGACGGCCGGGGCUCUGCUUGCCAUGGCCCCGGGCCUGCGUAGCCUCCCGCGGCGCGGCCUCUGGCUACUGCUGGCUCACCAUGUCUUCAUGGUCACUGCCUGCCGGGAUCCUGACUACGGCAUUCUCAUCCAGGAGCUGUGCUUCACCCGCUUCAAGGAGAACAUGGAGGCCAUCGGGAAGACUCUGUGGUGUGACUGGGGAAAGACCAUAGGGAGCUAUGGGGAGCUCACUUACUGCACCAAGCAUGUGGCAGACAAGAUUGGCUGUUUCUGGCCCAAUCCAGAAGUGGACAAAUUCUUCAUCACUGUCCACCAUCACUACUUCAGCAAAUGCCCCAUCUCUGGCAGAGCGCUGCGGGACCCUCCCAACAGCAUCCUCUGCCCUUUCAUCAUGCUCCCCAUCACCGUCACGCUGCUCAUGACUGUACUGGUGGUCUGGAGGAGCAAGCGCACAGAGGGCAUUGUAUAGGUAUCCUGGGCAAUGGGGAGUUGGGGUAUCCUGGGCCUGGCCUAGCAACAGCAUCAGGGGCUGAUAGCAAGGCAGGCCCCACAUUGCAUCCAGCUCUAAUCUAGUUAGCACAGGACUUCAAGUGGCUCUGCAUUAAGCUGAACAUGGCUCUAGCUGGAGGCGUCUAGCAAGGGAGCGGGGCAUGCUUCUACUUACCUCUGCAAGAAUUCUAAAUGCCAGAUCUCUGGUAUACUCCUCACUAUUGUGGACUUUCUGACCUCCAAGCAAGACUGCAUAGAUGUGUUUGUGGAUGCAUAGUUUGUGAUUAAAAGAGUAUUCUUAAACUUG
This is a messenger RNA of Onychomys torridus (southern grasshopper mouse), 1035 nucleotides long. RefSeq names its product receptor activity modifying protein 1 (gene Ramp1). The transcript has 3 exons. The record is from RefSeq and is a predicted model, not a curated record. NCBI's taxonomy places the organism in Eukaryota, Metazoa, Chordata, Mammalia, Rodentia, Cricetidae. Gene Ontology annotation, biological process: G protein-coupled receptor signaling pathway; calcium ion transport; regulation of G protein-coupled receptor signaling pathway. Gene Ontology annotation, molecular function: coreceptor activity. Gene Ontology annotation, cellular component: membrane; signaling receptor complex; cell surface. Bases 262 to 708 code for a protein of 148 amino acids.